Talaromyces stipitatus ATCC 10500 is the source of this 2646-nucleotide messenger RNA. Its product is annotated as C2H2 finger domain protein, putative. The record is from RefSeq and is a predicted model, not a curated record. The transcript is spliced from 5 exons. Lineage: Eukaryota; Fungi; Ascomycota; Eurotiomycetes; Eurotiales; Trichocomaceae. The coding region runs from base 204 to 2630 and encodes 808 amino acids.
CGCGAUGAAGCCAAAACUGGCCUCACUUUCCUGCUGGGCCACGCGGGCGUCUGCCGCCUGCCGUGAGCCCAUAUUUCCUUCUUCUUCUUCUGCCGUCGCCCUCCAUCCUCGUCCUUUCCUCUGCCUUCUCUGGCGCUUCUCUACCCCCCACCUGAUUUCUGGUUUUGAGCACCAUCGGUCGACUCAUUUUCUUAUGGUUCGCUAUGAGUGUAAAGACUAGAGUCCGCCAACAAGCCCCUCCACUCCGCGAGUCUAUCGACCCUGAUGACGAUUAUGAUGCCGCUGCUGUUCACGAGGGUGACGAGUCCAGUUCGUCUUCCGAUUCCGACUCAGAUCGCUCUGACGAUGACUAUGAGCGUGAUGAUGGCUACUCGACCACCUUGACCGAGCCAGAUUCCGACGCCCAGCCAUGUCUACCGGCACUGCUUCCAUCACAGCGAUUACGGAACCCUCCCUCGAGUGCUUCCAAGCGAAAGAAGACCUCCGUCGUACCAUCUGAGUUGCCCGAGUACAGCGAUGACCCCAACGACGAUACGGAUGAAGACAUCGCGAACGUUCCUCUGGACUACGGGAGAUCAGACAAUACUAAGACUCGUAGAUCUCAGAUCAAGACACUGUGGCAGAAGUACUGCGCGGUGAAAGCGGCCGAGCAGGAUGCCCCUCCUAAAUGGAGCAACGCAGAGCAGGCCCUCCGGCAAGCGACGACGAACGAUAUCCACCGUUUUUUUAAUUAUCGUAUGAAGGUCAAGCGAGGGAAAAAUGGCCGGCUUAUGAAAGGGAUCAAGAAAGGGAGCGCGCUUGAGGCAGAUUGGAAGGCUCUUCAGGGAUACUAUCGACUGAUUACGCGGACUAGCUUCAAUAAAGUACAGUGUGAAGAGAUCAACGCGGGUCUUCGAAGUCUCAUGGACAAAUGGAAAUUGGACAUGGAAGAACGCGAGAAAACUGGGGUCCAUGUUCAGGAUCUGACUGCCUUCAAUGAAACCGUCCUCCGGACGACCGAGAAGCGAUUUCACCUGGGGUUCGAGCGGAUCCAGAUCUGUCUUUUCACCAUCCUGGGGAUCUUCACCGUGAAUCGAAUCUCCGCCCUGCUCUCGCUGCAAUUCAAGCACCUCCAAUUCUCUCUUCAACGAGAUCCCCUUGGCGGGCCUCCGAUCCCGAUGGUAGAGCUUCGUGCCGUCCACACUAAACAAUUCCUUGGUAUCACACAGCACAACAAUUUCCCCUUUCCUGAAAUUGUGGAUGAUCCAACCUUGAUUUUUAGCCCUCAUGUCUUCCUGUUCGGCAUCCUAUUUUACCUGGAUGCCUUUGAAGCCGACGGGCUUCGGUCUAUGGAAGACGUGCGACGGCUGUUAGUGGAAGACGGUUGUGAGCAGAUGGAGCUAUAUCUCAAACCUGAAAUUGAGGAAUACUUUCUCUUCUGCAUGACCACGGUAGUCGACGGAACUCCAAUGAUCCAGUGGAAUCGACCAAUCAACGCGAGCACGAUGUCCGCCCGACUGCAAUCUUUAGGAGAGAUCCACGGGUGGCUGCACACCUUUUUUGCCCACCGUAUGCGAUAUGGCGGUGGAAAGCAGUUAAAUGAAAGUGAUUGUGUGAGCGAGGCACAGCAGAAUCUCAUCAUGAAGCAUGCCUCCAGUCGCACAUUCUUGAACCACUAUCUACCACGCAAUAUCGAUACCGACAUGCAGAAUAUAAUGAAUGGCCGGAAGCCCAACACGAUGUUAAUGCACGCCAUCCGGCGCAUCAGUCGUUGGAUUGAUAAGAGGCGUCCACGAGUCAUCAGCGCACAAGACCGAGCGGAGUUGUAUCAGCAUCCGGAGUAUCUGGCGGCAGUACACGAGCGGGAUGCGCAAGCCAUACUUUGCCAACAGAGUCCCAGCCCUCGCAACAUGUCCCGGCUGGGUCGACUGACCCAAGAUGUUGAUAAAAUCUUCCGUCGCCUUUGCCGAGUCCGGAGGAAAGAAGUACGCCAAGCGUUCAGCCGGAAACAGGCAAAGAUCGAUAUUGAACGUCAACGGUCGGGGACCGCCUUCCACAAUGAAGAGACCAAACACAACCUACAGACCGUCGCCCAGAUGCCUUCCAAAAUGAUCCACCUCCUAGAGAAGCUAUUCACCUGGCCUACAUCCCACUCCCUUGACGAUGAGUGGAAGAGGCGAAACGCGGCCACCGCGGCCGUCACUCAAUACUGCGGCGUUUGGGAAGGGGGCCCUCUUCGUGGUCGACGAAAACGAGCUUUACCCAGUGACGACGAACUCGAUCAAAUGAAGCCGUCUAAGCGCAUAGCUAGCGCGACGCCAGUAUCGGAUGUUGCCCCUUCGGAUUCACGCGAUCUCCUGGAGGAAGCCAGGGAGCAUAUCAUCCGUGCCGGAGAGCGAGAUCGCAAGAAGCCAAAUGUCGAGAAACCAAUAGUCUGUUUUCAGUGCUUCGGUAAUCGCUUGCUUCCAGAACACAAACGCGUCAAGAAGUGGUCGAGGCCCGACGCAACAGUGCGACAUUUUCGAGACAAGCAUCUUGCGGAUCGGCAGUGCAAUUUCUGCGAUGACGGCGAAAUUUUCCUGCAUCAAAUGCAUUUACAAAAUCAUGCAGAGGCGGUCCAUCGCCUCGUCACUGGAUCCAGGGGAUGCUGAGGUUGUGUAUACUUUG